GAGAAGGAGAAAAAAAAACAAACACGAGGAAGUGAAGCGUCGUGGGAGGGUGGGCCACCUGUGACGGCAAAUGAGUGGAGGAGCCUCGAGUCAGUCCCAGUGCUCGUACCGUGUGUCAUUCAGUGGGUGUUUGUGUGGUUGAGAGUGAGUAUAGGCGUUUAAAGUCCAGUUGGAUUAUCUUGAGCUCAAGGAAACGUACAUAUCCUGCUCUUCGAGGAAUUUGUACGUGAUUUAGCACAGUGAAAGAGGCUGCCUGCUUGCAUGCCAGUGUUUGUCUGAGUGCGUGGGUGUGUGUGUGUGUGUGCAGGGGCGUAUGUGAGUCGUAGGGUGAAAAUGUUCGUGUGGUGAGUGCAUGCGUAUACACCCUGGUCGGAGAGUGUGUGUCCUACGAGACGCUCGGCAGAGAUGCAGGGAGCUCGAUCCUCUGCGGUGCGGCUCCUGCUGCUGAGCUGCUGUGUGUGCGCGGCGGCCGGCUACCCCUUCAGAACGCCCCUGGACCUGGAUGUGACUCCACGCGUCACCGUGUUGAGCGGCGGUCUCCAGGGCUGCAGACGUUUCCAGUCCUCUGCAGUCAACUACAGCACCAUGUUGCUGGAGGCUGACAGUGAGCGUCUUUACGUCGGGGCCCGAGGGGCUGUAUUCGCUCUCAAUGCCUCUGACAUCUCAGCCAGCUCUGCUCUCACUAUUGAGUGGGAAGCCUCCCCCGAGCAAAAACGUCAGUGUCUGCUCAAGGGAAAAGACAAUAAGACGGAGUGUUUUAAUCACAUCCGCUUCCUCCAGAGGUUCAACUCGACUCAUCUCUACAUGUGUGGGACUCAUGCCUUCAGACCCCUCUGUGCAUACAUAGAUGAGGAGAGGUUUGUGAUGUCUUCUCAGCCUGAAGAGGGCAGAGACAAAUGUCCCUAUGGCCCAACAACGGGCUACACUGCCCUCAUCAUCGACCAGCAGAUGUAUACAGCUUCCCAGUAUGAGUUUAGGAGCUUUCCCGAUAUCCGCCGCAACUCUCCUGCUCCCACACUGAAGACAGAAGAUGCUCCCACACGCUGGCUGAAUGAGGCAGACUUUGUGGGCUCGGCCUUGGUGAAGGAGAGUUUGGGCAGCAGCACCGGUGAUGAUGAUAAGAUCUACUUCUUCUUCACCGAGAGGAGCCAGGAGCAGACAACAACCUACAGCCACAGCAGGGUGGCACGAGUGGCUCGGGUUUGUAAGGGGGACAGAGGAGGCCGCUUAACUCUCCAGAAACGGUGGACAUCCUUCCUCAAGGCCAGGCUGACAUGUUCUCUGCCCGAGUACGACUUCCACUUCAACAUGCUGCGCAGCGUGUUCAUCAUGCCUGGCCACAUGCCGCAGGACACGCUCUUCUACGGCAUCUUCGGCCUGGAGUGGAAAAACGUGAAGGCGUCCGCAGUGUGUCGGUUUUCUCUGUCUGAAGUCCAAAAGGCCUUUCAAGGACCCUACAUGGAGAACCAGGACUCUGGCUCUAAGUGGAAGGAAUACACUGGAAAGAUCCCUGACCCACGACCUGGAACGUGUAUAACUGACGCUCUGAGGGCCAGGGACAUAAACGUCUCCACCUCCCUGCCUGAUGAUGUGCUGGACUUUGUCAGGAGGCAUCCGCUGAUGUCCCAGCAGGUCCAACCUUCAGACAGACGCCCCCUUUUGUUCAGGAGGACCACAGACUACACACACAUGGUCGUACACAUGAUCCAAGGCUUAGAUGGACGAACAUAUCAUGUAUUAUACAUGGGCACAGAUGAAGGCUGGUUACAUAAAGCUAUAGAAGUCGAAGGUCAGCUGCAUAUUAUCGAGGAGCUUCAAGUCUUUGAGGAACCACAGCCUGUUAACAAUCUACUGAUAUCUGCAAAACAGAUGAGUGUGUACGUGGGCUCUCCAUCAGGCGUGGUGCAGCUUCCCCUCUCUGACUGUCACAGAUACACUUCCUGCUACGACUGCAUCUUUGCCAGGGACCCUCACUGUGCCUGGAACGGAGCCCUGUGUGUGGACAUAAUGGCACACACAAAUAGAUCCAUGUUAAUCCAGGACAUCCAGCAUGGCAGCAGGGGAUGUGAGAACACACAAAAUGACAUUGUCGUGCGGAGCCGCUUUGUGCGGGUGAGUGAUGACGUGCUGCUGCAGUGUGAGCUCAGCUCCAACCUGGCGACGCCCCUGUGGACUCUGGAUGGCAGCGAGCUGCAAGGCUACGGCCUCAACUCUGGUUUCAGAACUGGCACUGACGGCCUGCUGAUCAUCGAGGCCCGGCAGGACCAGAGCGGGCUGUACACCUGCUACGCUGUUGAGAACAAUAUCAAGGUCGCCAUAGUUACCUACAAUGUCACCAUCUGCCUGGACCUGCCCCCUCCCCCACCUGUAGAGCCAACUGACGACCCUUACAAUCUCUUCGCCACCCUGCCAGCACCCACUGAGCAUCCCUCCUUAGAGAGACCCCUGCCUCCACUCCCGGCCCCUCUUCUCCCCCAUUCAGAGCUGCUCUCCCCCAGGAACAUGGAGGCCAUGUACCUGUCCCUCAUCACCAUCCUCGGAGGCCUGUGUGUGGUCCUCACCGUGGUCCUCGUCUACGUGGGCUUCUGUCUGCGAGUGGGCAACAGAGGGAAGUACUCAUUACGCACCGCAGCUGCUGGCUACCCAAACAGUAAGAGGCACAACAGGAACAAAAAACAGCACAGAAACUCCUCCCACAUGGAGCUGAAGACGAUCUCGAGCCACUGUAACGGCAACAGCAUUUGUAAUGGAGUUUCAAAGCACAAUAACGGCAACAUCCAGGAUGGAGGCUUCCUCCAGAUCGUCCCCGGCGAGGGUCACCCAUCACCCAAUAAGGAGCCUCCUCCCCCAGCCCCUCCUCUCCCACCAACUCUGCAACUUUCCUCUCCAGAGUGUGACUUCCCCAACGGGCUGUCGGCCACACUGCCCAGCGUCCUGAGGAGGAUGAAUGGCAACAGCUACAUGCUGCUGAGGCAGAGCGACUCUGAAAACACAUCACCGCUCUGCUACUCCUUUGCCGAGGAGCUCAACAGGAUCUUAGAAAAGCGGAAACACACUCAGCUAUUGCCCAGGCCGGACGAGAGCUCUGUGUAGACAGAGGUAGCUCCCCCUGUGGUGGGAGUACUGCAGUGUUCUUACCUGGUGUUGAAGUGCCUGUCACAUGACUUAUUAUUGUUGAGGACUAAAGCAACGAGAGAGUUUUAUCUACAUUCUUCACUUUGUUUUGUUUUUUGUCUACAUUGAGACAUUCCUGCUUUUUGAACAUUUGAGCUUUUUGUCAACCUUAUUUCCCAAAUUUCCCAACACAUAAACAAGUGAGAAUGAAGGACCGAGCAUGAAAUUGUAAUCUACCUCACCUCAAUACUGCCCAGAAGGACUAAUGCAGUCAGUCUGUAAUCUGAUCCGAGUAUCAGGGCUGAAAUCUCAGCCACAGAAAGAUCUCUGAUCCACAAAGCACAAAGCGAGAUACACAGACUCCACUGAGGAGCGGAGCCCCACGGGAAUAUAAAUACAUGUGAAGACUUCUGCUGUGUGGUGGCCAUAUUUGGGAUGAUUUCAACUGGAGGGCAGCUAGCCAAAGUUUGUUUGCACUAACAGGUGCACAGAUGGCCUAUGCAUUUUUAAAACAUGACAUUCACACAUUAUAAAUAUUGAGGGAGAUGGACGUGGUGAGCGAGGGAAUUUGGAUUGCAAUGUAUUCACUUUUAAUACUGACUUAACCAAUUGAAAUAAACAACAUAAAAUAAUAUACAGUAACUCAUGACACCAGCCAUCAUUAAGAAAUGGUGAACUAAUCAUUAUUUAGUAUUACUAUUCAAAAUCAUUAAGUUAAGUAAUUAACCAAACUAUCAACUAUUACAUUGUUUUAUAAAUAAUGAUAUAACAUGUAUGUGGUGUUACAAUUGGUUAGAAAUUAAAUCAAUAACCUUUGACUGCCACUAUUAACAAUCUGUUGGUAAUAACGUAAUAUACAAGAAAACUUUAUUAUUAAAAUAUUUGCAAACACAAAUAAACAUUACUCUACUGUACUAGCAUUACUUGCCUUGUUAUGGUGAAACCUUAUGUUGGCCUUUAUUAUAAUGUUUCAACUCAUGUCUGCAAUUCCUACAAACAGAUAACAAGUGGCCAUUAAACAUUAAUUAUAAGGGUCCAUAUUAUAUAUCAAAUUCAUAAGCUAUUAAAGAAUAAACAAAGAAAUAAUGUUAUUUAACCUUUUCAUAAUUGAGGAAAUAUAAAAUAUAUAUAAUAUAAAAAUAGUGAUUUUUUUCACCAGAUGUUAAUAGACAACCUGAAGAAAAUACAACAGUAUUAUUGAUUUUAAUGCACUUUAAAUACCAGUUUUAAAGCGCUUUGGGAAAGUUAACAGACGCUAUUAUGGAAUUUGACACUGCAACCUGUCAAGAAGAAGCAGCAGGCCAGAGGAGCUUUUUGAUUGGCCAUUUCUCAGUAUAAAGAGCGGCAGCAGUGAAGGCUCCAGCUGUGUCUGCUGGACCUUGUUUGACACAAGUGGAUUCGAAGGAAAACAUUGACUGUGUCUCAGCUGAGCAUGAAUCCACCGCUGAGUGACACUCUGCAUGAGACUAUAACACAGAAUGACAGACUGUUGGGCACAGCGUUUGCCAAAAGCAUCCCAGGUAAAUCAUUUUUGUAGCUUGCCAACACAUCUCCUACACAGGCACUUUUUUCAAACAAGCACUUAAGGAAAUAGAUCAUGGAGUUUGAGUGCACCAGUGUUUUAAAGACUGGAUACAUACAGAACAGUGAGACAGCACAAUGUUGUCUCACAUUUUAUGGGAUUUAAAUACAUUUGUAUGCUAACAGCUUGUUGAUCUGACUGCUGGGUUGUUUAUAAUUUGUGGAAAAGUUUUGGUUCGAUUCCCAAAUGAAAACAUCUGCUAUUGUCUGAUUCACAGAUAUGCUGUAUCACCUCAGACAAAUUAACAAUCUGACAGCAUAUUUAAUUUACGAGAGGAGCCCAACCAUGGACGACAUUAAAACAAACAUCAAGGCUUUAUUUCCAGAAAUCGGGGUGACAACUUUAUCUUUAGACUAGUUUGGUCAUUAUCAUUCAAUAUCACACUGUUUAUUUUCCUUAUCAGUGUCCUCUUGCUGCAUCUCACUGUGGUUCUGCUGUCAGAGGGCAGUGUUAAUUAAACAUUCGUCUUAUGACAAGUCUGACCUUACUGCAGAAGGAGGGAGAGAAGGAGGUUAGAGAUCCCCCCCAGAGAUUUACAGUAUGAAGCACUCUUAAGCUCCCAGUUAUUUUCCCAGACCCUCGGGCUCAGACUAUUUUAUUACUGUAUGUUGAAAUAGCAUUGCAAGUAUACAGCGUAUGCUUAUAUGCACCUAUAGCUGAGCAAUUCAGACACCUCCAUAGGCAAUCCUGUGGCACACUUGCAUAACAGCACAUUUUAUUGAACCUAACAGGCCUGUGAUGUCAGGGUGUGAGAUCCUGCAUGUGCUGCUGUUGUUCGCCUGAAAAGUUAAGCUUUCCAGUCAGUGGCACUGAUCAAAGACACGAAAGAAGAAAGACGCAGCUGCACACUUUGCACAUUUAAAGCCUUCAUUAAAGCCCUUUGACCUCAUUUCAAAGCACAAGACAAGGUGAACACAACGGCAGGGGUUUUAUUUCGUCAAGUUUUCAUUCCAUAUUCCUGCAUGAACACUUAAAAUCAGUGUUGUUAAUAUGUAAAUACUUUGAGCUGUGUUUGAAAAAGCCCAGGCCACAUAUAGGCAGGCAGCAGAGUCUACAAUGGAGACACUUACUGUAUGUGUGAAUAUUUUUUUCCCCUCUUUCUCUCUGUCUCUCUCGUUUAUAGGUCUGAUGAGCACAGGUCAGUUAAAAUUUAUCUUAAUUUUAUUCCUGGGGAUACCAUCUCCCAGCCAGCGUCAGAUGGCACGACCGGCUGCAAAGAUGUUCUUUUAAUGAGCAGUGAAAUGAAAUUCAUCAUCAUUAGUGGACGGCGGAGCCAGACGAGAAAGAGGGGCUGGAUAAGACGAGAGUCUCCGCAACUACAGCUCUGCUUCCCCACAACUGGAAUGAAAAUUGUUGGCUGCAGUGUCUUACUAAGCAACGUUUGUUCUUCAGACAGCGGCCAUUUUUGUGCAGAACGUCCUCGCUACAUGUUUGAUGCAAACUUGUUACACCAAACUUGACGUAUAUUGACCUUUUUAUCACACUUGCUGCAUGAAUUAUGUUUUGACACUACUGUUUUUUUUUUUCAAGUCAAGGAAACAACAAGGAUAACUCAUCUUAAUAUUAAUGAAAAGUGCCAAGGUUGAUGUUUAAAAAGUGCUUUGUGAGCCUAUUUUAAUGCAAAACCAGAAAAAUAUGAUUUUUAAAAAAGAGCCGUAUUUAUUUUGUAAUUUUUGUACAUUGUGUUUUGGAAGUUAUUGUCAUGUUGGUGUUUAAGUGCCACUUAAGAGACACCAUCCUGACAAAUAGGAGGGUGACAAGUUGACAGUGUUGCACAAAAUGUGAUAAAUAGAAGCAUGGUAGCCAAAAGCAUGCAGAGGCUGUACCAGCGCCACAGAAUUUAAUAUUUAUAACCUACUAAUGGGAGGACAAUUUACUACUCACUAUUACCUAUUAAUUAGGGAUCAUUCAGCUUUUCUGUCACUGUUAUGUCCACAUAUUAGCGUUUUAUCUCUAUUUGCAUGUUACACUAUGCUUGUGCACACCGCAAAUCAAAUUAUUUUACUAAAGUAACACUAAGAAUAACUGGGCAGUGGGUUCCUUCACAUCUCAGUCAUAAUGAGUUCAAAUAAAACUUUGUACUUCAA
Siniperca chuatsi (mandarin fish) is the source of this 6783-nucleotide messenger RNA. RefSeq names its product semaphorin-4G-like. Gene Ontology annotation, molecular function: chemorepellent activity; semaphorin receptor binding. The record is from RefSeq and is a predicted model, not a curated record. NCBI's taxonomy places the organism in Eukaryota, Metazoa, Chordata, Actinopteri, Centrarchiformes, Sinipercidae. Gene Ontology annotation, biological process: negative chemotaxis; neural crest cell migration; axon guidance. The transcript is spliced from 15 exons. Bases 406 to 3093 code for a protein of 895 amino acids.